This is a messenger RNA of Pocillopora damicornis (cauliflower coral), 1506 nucleotides long. RefSeq names its product glutathione peroxidase-like. The record is from RefSeq and is a predicted model, not a curated record. NCBI's taxonomy places the organism in Eukaryota, Metazoa, Cnidaria, Anthozoa, Scleractinia, Pocilloporidae.
CUGCAUCUGUGCGGAUGAGUGGAUACGAUGAGUGAUCUUUGGUCGUUGUUCGCCGUUUUUUGCCUUUUUAUAGGCGGGCUGAACGGCUCUCAGAGACGUAAAUCAAGGUCCCUUUGUCAUCUUAACAGUGCGGAGUCUUUUUACGACUUCACUGCGAAAGAUCUGUAUGGGAAAAAUGUCUCUAUGAGCGAAUUUCACGGACAUGUUGUGCUGGCUGUGAAUGUCGCUACCUUUUGAGGUUACACUUUACAAUAUUAUCAACUGAAUGCAUUACAAAAAAAACUCUGGAGAUCAGAAGAUGGAAUCCCAAAUGCAUGUGGACUUCGAAUUGUUGGUUUUCCAUGUAACCAGUUUGGUUUCCAAGAGCCGGCCGAAAAUUCGUACGAGCUCAUGAACGGAUUGAAAUAUGUUCGGCCAGGACACGGUUUCGUUCCCAAUUUCCCAUUGUUCGAGAAACGAGACGUGAAUGGCAAGAAAGAAGACAAAAUUUAUAGUUUUUUUAAGUCCCGUUGUCCCGCCCCAGACGGGUUCAUAGAUGACCUGAGUAACAUCCGCUGGUCACCUGUUCGGAACAAUGACAUCAACUGGAAUUUUGAAAAGAUAUUAAUAGAUCACGAUGGCCAGCCAUUUGCCCGGUACACUGCGCCUUAUGAACCAAACGCCAUGUUCGAUGAUAUCCAAACGUUGAUGUUAACUUGCCAAGAACAGAGAAGACGCAUAUCAUCCGUAAAAGAAAACAGACCAAGACAAAAGAAACUUGUUUGGGUUACUUGUUGAACCUGUCUUUUUUAAUAUUUAUUUUUCACGAAAUCUCCAUUUUCAUAUUACAUUCAUUCACACAUGCAAAAGUCACAUUCAUUGUAAUUUUUAUGUUGGGGAAAAUUGCCGUUCCAUACAUUGAGCUAGCCCCUCACAAUUUAUGAUCACAUGUUACGAAGGCCACCAUGUUAAAUGGAAAAACUCACGCCUUCUUUAAGAUGUCGUGCGGUGUGUUGUUUUUUUCUCUUGUAGCACAGAACUAAUAUGAUUUACCGCUAAGGACCUAUAAUGGCUCGUUUAAUUUUUGAACAGAAGAUACGUAUUUCCAAAUAAAUUGUUUAGUUGUUUCAUAAUGAAGAGAAAGAAAACAGGUUCAACGAGUAAACAAGAAAUUGAUAUAGAAUCUAGAGAAUAAUAGAACAUAGAAUCUAAGUUACAAACUCUAUUCAAGAAAUAUUAUUAGUUUAAAGUAUAAAUGAAGCGAAGUAGCACGUAAAAUGCUGUUUUAGAAAUUAUCAAGUUAUUGUAGACGUGGCUCAUGUUAAUGACAGACUGUUUGAAAACUGUUUGGUCAGUGAAGCAGUCCCGAGUAAGAUUCUUUUCUCUGUGCAGUCUUAAAUGCAUUCAGCUGUUACAGUGUAAAGAACCCUAUGAGCUUCUGCAAAGCAUGAACUUUUAAAACCGUGCAAUAAAUGAUUUGAAAUAACAGUAUCAUGUAAUGAAUUAAUUGACCAUUUAAAACUUGAA